Molecule: messenger RNA, 1542 nt
Organism: Hypoxylon fragiforme
Lineage: Eukaryota; Fungi; Ascomycota; Sordariomycetes; Xylariales; Hypoxylaceae
Product: P-loop containing nucleoside triphosphate hydrolase protein
Exons: 2
Coding region: 121-1296 (391 amino acids)
Biological process (GO): translation
Molecular function (GO): GTP binding; GTPase activity
Source: RefSeq, a predicted model, not a curated record
CGAUGAUACGCCAUUACCCAGAAGCAAGAAUUUUGACGUGUUGAAGGAGUUUGAGAAGACCAAGAGCAAAAAGAACGCAAGUUUUGUAGUCGCCACGUGGACGCUGGAAAGAGCACUUUGAUGGGCCGAUUACUCCUUGAUCUUAAUGUUGUUGACUCUAGAACAAUACAAAAAUAUCGCAAAGAAGCCGAAAGCAUGGGUAAAUCCUCAUUCGCCCUUGCAUGGGUGUUGGAUCAACGAUCAGAGGAACGGUCAAGAGGUGUAACUAUCGACAUUGCAACAAACAAGUUCGAGACGGAGACCACAUCAUUCACAAUUUUAGAUGCGCCUGGGCAUCGAGACUUUAUUCCUAACAUGAUUGCCGGGGCAAGCCAGGCCGACUUUGCAAUCCUGGUAGUGGAUGCUUCAACUGGAGCAUUUGAAGCGGGUCUUAAAGGGCAAACGAGGGAGCAUUCCCUUCUCCUUCGUAGUAUGGGAGUAUCGCGCGUGAUAGUUGCGAUUAACAAGUUGGACACAGUUGGAUGGUCACAGGCUCGCUUCGACGAGAUCUCACAACAAGUUUCCGGUUUCUUGACAGCCACAGGGUUCCAGCAGAAAAACAUCAGCUUUGUCCCUGUAUCGGGCUUGAAUGGUGAUUACGUAACGAAGAGGUCUACAGAUGCAGCGGCGGGUUGGUACAGCGGGAAGACUCUGGUUGAGGAGUUGGACAGCUCUGAGCCGAUGGCACGGGCGUUACAUAAACCUCUACGCCUAACCAUCUCUGAGGUAUAUCGAUCAUCACAGAGCGCGCUCACAAUAUCCGGUCGAAUAGAUGCGGGGUCACUGCAGACAGGUGAUGCCCUGCUUAUUCAGCCUAGCAGCGAAAAGGCUUAUGUCAAAUCAUUGGAGCUUGACCAAGAAGCUGUGGAUUGGGCGGUGGCGGGGCAGAAUGUGGUUAUCCACCUCAGCAAUAUUGAUCCGAUCCACGUGCGUGUUGGCGAUAUAGUGUGCGAUACAAAACACCCGAUUACGUGUGUCGACACGUUUACGGUCAAAGUAUUGGCUUUCGAUAUCCUAAUGCCGAUGCAGGUAGAUGUUCAUCGCGGUCGUCUACAUGCCGCAGGUCAGAUCUCGGAAAUACCUGCACUCCUCGACAAAACCAGGGGUACGGUGUUAAAGAAGAGACCUCGGAUUGUGAAGCCGGCCAACGUCGCCAGAGUGGUGAUUAAGAUGGGGACCAAGGUACCGUUGGAAGCUGGGCAGCGGGUUGUGCUGAGGAGUGGAGGUAAUACUGUUGCUGCCGGCCUGUUGGAAUAAGUUGCACUUAGGUCUAUAUAUGGGACGUACAUACUUCGUAGUGUGCCAUCAGUAGUAGAUUCAGUACUAUGUAUGUACUGUACAUAUACGAUUCUACGCCACGUUUGAGGCUCUGAGAAAGAUUACCAGCCACAAUUUAUUUAGAUGAGGGAUACAUCAAUGAUAUCUUCUGAUGCUGUUUUCAAUGUUAACGACAUUUUACAUACUGUAGUACCUGCAUACCUAUAUGUAUGUACAGUAUGUAUA